AUGAUGGAAUUUCUAGUUGAAAACGUCUUCAUCAAGUUUGGUGACAACAAACAACAGGAACACCUUAACCAACAUCCAGACAACAAACAACAGGAACACCUUAACCAACAUCCAGACAACAAACAACAUUCAGACAGCAAACAACAGGAACACCUUAACCAACAUCCAGACAACAAACAACAUUCAGACAGCAAACAACAGGAACACCUUAACAAACAACAGGAACACCUUAACCAACUUCCAGACAACAAACAACAGGAACGCCUUAACCAACAUCCAGACAACAAACAACAGAAAUGCCUUAACCAACAUCCAGACAACAAACAACAGGAACGCCUUAACCAACAUCCAGACAACAAACAACAGGGAGACAACAAACAACAGGAAGGUCUUAACCAACAUCCAGACAACAAACAACAGGAAGGUCUUAACCAACAUCCAGACAACAAACAACAGGAAGGUCUUAACCAACAUCCAGACAACAAACAACAGGAACACCUUAACCAACAUCCAGACAACAAACAACAGGAAGGUCUUAACCAACAUCCAGACAACAAACAACAGGAACACCUUAACCAACAUCCAGACAACAAACAACAGGAAGGUCUUAACCAACAUCCAGACAACAAACAACAGGAACACCUUAACCAACAUCCAGACAACAAACAACAGGAACACCUUAACCAACAUCCAGACAACAAACAACAGGAACACCUUAACCAACAUCCAGACAACAAACAACAGGAAGGUCUUAACCAACAUCCAGACAACAAACAACAGGAACACCUUAACCAACAUCCAGACAACAAACAACAGGAAGGUCUUAACCAACAUCCAGACAACAAACAACAGGAACACCUUAACCAACAUCCAGACAACAAACAACCGGAACACCUUAACCAAUAUCCAGACAACAAACAACAGGAACACCUUAACCAACAUCAACUUAACAUCAACAGGAAGUAA
Messenger RNA from Ylistrum balloti, 966 nucleotides. Its product is annotated as putative cyclin-dependent serine/threonine-protein kinase DDB_G0272797/DDB_G0274007. The transcript is spliced from 3 exons. NCBI's taxonomy places the organism in Eukaryota, Metazoa, Mollusca, Bivalvia, Pectinida, Pectinidae. The record is from RefSeq and is a predicted model, not a curated record. Bases 1 to 966 code for a protein of 321 amino acids.